AUGGGCGUGGGCAUCACGAGAGCACACGUGGUGGAGCGCGUGGUGGCCAUGGCAGCUCACAAGACCACCGCAGACUGGCUGCUGAUUGCCGACUCGCCGCGCGCCUUCCUCUCCCUGCCCUCGCACCCGCAUUCUGGCUUCCUCUCCCGCUUCCUUGCACAGCAGCCAGACCAUUUGCUGCAGGUGCGCCCAUCCGUGACAUACCUGUCAUCGCGGGCGCUGCUGCUGCCCUUCUCCUUCUCGCCGCGCUCCUUGUUCUCCCACGGGCCUGUCAGCGAUGUGCUGCUGGACCCUGAUGAGCAAGAGCAGGAGAGCACGGACCAUGACCAUGGCGGAGGGGCAGACGUGGAGGAAGGGGGAGCGGGCGGGGAUGGGGGAAAGGCGGACGGGAAUCUCACACAGGCGCAAGAAAUGGAGGGUGGGGAAUUAAUCACGGGGAAGACGCUCCCUCUUUUCCUUCAACUACCGCACCUCCCCAAUCCCCUCUCCUCACCCCCUCCCCCUCUUCCCCCGCUGGGCACACCCCCUGUUGCCUCCACCGUUCAGGCGGUAGCAAGGGCAGUGCUCCCACGUGUGCGCAUGCAGGCGGCACGGGUGGCAGCAGCGGUGGUGCAGGGAGCAGUGCAGCGCCUGCAGGCUGGCGUGCACCGCAUGCAGCAGCAGCUCAACGACGCUGAGAGGAGGGCGGCGGAAAAGAGGACGAAUCUCUCGGCCAUAUUCACCACUGUGCUGCAGCCAUACAGCAGCACCCACCUGGAAGCACCCACUGCUGACAAUGCUGCCUCUGCCGGCACCACUGGCCUCUCUAACACCGGCAUCGAUGUACCUGCAGCAGCAGAAGCAGAGCAAGUAGCAGCAGCAAGAGCAGAUGCAGUAGCGCCAGCAGCCGGUGCAGCAGGGGAGGGAGAGAGCAGCGUGAUUUUCGUGGCAGCGAUGGCGUACGCAAGGGUGUAUCGGGAGGACCGGUUCAACUUCAGUGCGUAUGAGAUCUGGCAGUGGUUGGAGUAUGGGCGGUAUGCGGGGGUGCAGCAUGUGUUCUGGUACGACACUGCACACUCGCAGGAAGAGAGCCAGGAGGCAGCUCUGGCGCCAUACGUGCGGGCGGGCAUGCUGACGUACCACCGCUUCUACCGCCUCUUCCCCGAGUGGCAUGACAUUCACUACGAGCAGGACUCCUCCGUCUCACACUUCCUCAAGACGUACGGCACGCGGGUGCGGUGGGCGGUGCUGUGCGACAUAGACGAGUACAUGUUCAGCCCCUCCGACACUCUCCCGGGCUUCCUCCUGCGCUUCCUCACACACCACGUGCUGCCUGCCAGCAAUACCACCGCGCAGGUGCUCGUGCAGAAUCUCUUUUUCCAGGGCGCGCCCACAUGUGCGCCACCAUGCCUCCUAGUGGACGCGUAUACGCAGAGGAGUGCGCACACGGAGGGGCCAGUGGCGCGCACCAAGGCCAUUGUGCGCGUGGCCCAGGUGCAAGGGAACUUUGGCGGCAACCCGCACAAGUUCUGGAUGAAGGGCGAGCCCAUUGGCGGGGAGGUGGGGGAGCUGCCGCUGGGAGGGCAGGCGGAGGGUGGAGGGGGAGGGGAGAAGGGUGGGGAACGGAAAACCGAGGGUGGGGAGGGUAGCAGAGAGGGAGAGGGAGGUGAGGAUGGGGAGCGGGGAACAGGGGGUGUGGAGAGCGGCGGGAAGGGCAGCGUGACGGUCGUUGCACACCCCUCAUUGCUGCGCAUGAACCACUACUGGGGCUUGAGAGCUGUUGACUUCAACCCGUGGCCGGAGCAGGACCGAGACAAGCUCAUUCCAGAUGCGUCCAUAGGGCCAAUUGCGGAUGCCAUUCGGCCCAGACUUAUGCCUGCUUGGAAGUGGUGCGUGGAAGAGAAAACACUUCAAGAUAUACACCUUUUGAAGGCAUCAAUUGCAGAUUCAAUGCAGCAAUGCAGGAUGCUACAGACAGCAAUUGAAUGGAUGCAAGCAUACGGUAAUUUGAUUGCCUGA
Molecule: messenger RNA, 1998 nt
Organism: Closterium sp. Yama58-4
Lineage: Eukaryota; Viridiplantae; Streptophyta; Zygnematophyceae; Desmidiales; Closteriaceae
Source: the annotation of a GenBank genome assembly